Messenger RNA from Papaver somniferum (opium poppy), 580 nucleotides. RefSeq lists its product as uncharacterized. The coding region runs from base 1 to 438 and encodes 145 amino acids. The transcript is spliced from 3 exons. Lineage: Eukaryota; Viridiplantae; Streptophyta; Magnoliopsida; Ranunculales; Papaveraceae. The record is from RefSeq and is a predicted model, not a curated record.
AUGGAUGAGCUUCAAAGAAACAACAAUUUGCAAAUGAAACAUCUCAAGUUGCUAGCUGCAGGACAGCAGGAAGAAGUGAAGUGUUUCUUUCUCUCGGCAACAAUCUGUUCACCAAGGAAGCUUUUGGUGGAGCUGAUAGCAAACUUAUUUCCUCCAACACCAAAGCCUGAAGGUGCAGAUGAGGAUGAGGAAGGGAUUUCUGAUGGUUCGCCAAUGGAAGGUACAGAUGAUGUGAAAGAAGGAACUGAUGGGUUAACGCUGGACGAUACAGAUGAGGAUAAAGAAGGAACAGAUGGAUUUACAAGGGAUGAUGCAGGUGAGGAUAAAGAAGGGUUUGCUGACGGUUUACUGCCAGAAGAUACAGAUGAGGUUAUUGAAGGAACCACAUAUGGUUUAACACUGGCCAAUGAGUCAAUAACAUGUUCGUUACCUAUAUAACUGCACGUAAAAAUGUAACUCUUAACCAUUUGUUAUCUGUAUAUUAUUGGUGCUUCAUUUUUGCUAAACAACAUUGAAGUACUUCGCACUAACAAGCAACAAACUCAAAAAAAAAAAAGCCUGCUUAUUACCUACUGAGUCA